Fusarium keratoplasticum is the source of this 1620-nucleotide messenger RNA. RefSeq names its product Aminotran-5 domain-containing protein. Lineage: Eukaryota; Fungi; Ascomycota; Sordariomycetes; Hypocreales; Nectriaceae. The transcript has 6 exons. Bases 1 to 1620 code for a protein of 539 amino acids. The record is from RefSeq and is a predicted model, not a curated record. Gene Ontology annotation, molecular function: molybdenum cofactor sulfurtransferase activity. Gene Ontology annotation, biological process: molybdopterin cofactor metabolic process.
AUGGCUUCUUCGACUCUUACAGAAAUAAAGACGGUGGCUUCUCAGCCUCUCAGGAUGGCGGUUGGAACAGGAGUCAUGGAGUAUAACUCGUCGGUUGACAGGUUCAGAGAUGACGAGUAUCCCAACAUGGCCCAAGGGGCCUAUCUCGAUCAUGGCGGCGCCACCAUCUACUCUCGAUCUCUCAUAAGCAGCUUCUCUCACGCAAUGAUCAGCAACCUAUGGGGCAACCCACACUCGGAGAACCUACCAGCGAAGCUCUCGGGUGAGAUGGUGGAUAAUAUUCGUGCCAAGGCUCUCGACUUCCUUGGUGCUGACCCUGACCAUUUUGAUCUUGUGUUCGUCGCAAACGCCACGGCCGCUAUCAAGCUGGUGGCAGAUGGGUUUCGAGAUCUCGGGGAGAAGACACCGACAAAGAGCUUCUGGUAUGGAUAUCACAGGGAGGCUCACACCAGUAUAAUUGGUGUUCGGGAGCUUACGUCUGGGGAUUAUCACUGCUUUGAGGAUGACGAGUGCGUCGACAAAUGGCUCGACUAUCCCUCCAACCCUGAGGUUCGAAAGAGCAAAUCCACAGGCUUGGGCCUAUUCGCAUAUCCCGGUCAGUCGAACCUCAGUGGCCGCCGGCUACCAAAGGGAUGGUUAAGGAGAAUACGAGAGAACCCUCAGCUUCGAAACACGUACACACUCUUUGACGCCGCAGCCCUCGCCAUGACGACGUCACUCGGCUCACUGUUCAGCGACCCCUCCGACGCACCCGACUUUACCUGCCUCUCGUUCUACAAGAUCUUUGGAUUUCCGGAUCUCGGCGCCCUGGUGGUCAGGCGGGCGUCGGGACACGUACUCAACCUAAGAAGAUAUUUCGGAGGAGGAACGGUGGCACAACUGUUUCCUUUGAAUGGUGACACUCGCGUUGCGAAGAAGGUUCCCGGCUUGGGAGAUCAGUACGACAUGUGGAACAUCCAUGACGGUCUCGAGGACGGGACUCUUCCGUUCCACAGCAUCUUGGCCCUCGGACUAGCCAUUGAUACCCAUAUUCGACUCUACGGCUCUAUGGAUGCUAUUUCUCGUCAUUGCUGCUACCUGGCCCGUUCCCUUUACAAGAGUCUUGUGGCUCUCAGGUAUCCCAACGGUGCUCCCGUUGUUGAGAUCUACGUCGACGACCCUUGCGCAUACGGAGACCCUUCGCGACAAGGGGCGACGUUCGCCUUCAACAUUAUGAGGCAGGAUGGCACCUAUGUUCCUUGGACGGAUGUUGAGAAGCUAGCCAAUGAUGCUGGGGUGUAUAUUCGAGCUGGCGGUGUCUGUUGCCCCGGUGGUGUUUCAAAGGCUCUCGAGUACGAGGAGUGGGAGUGGAACAGGAUGUUCUCGAGCGGACACGCCUGCGGUGCUAACGAGAUGGCCAUCAUCAACAGAAGGCCAACUGGUAUUGUUCGCGCCAGCCUUGGUGCCAUGACUACAAAAGCCGACAUUCAAGCUCUACUGCACUUCCUCCACAACCAGUUCAUAUCAGAGGCCAAGACAGCCCCGUUGCUUGAGCCUUCCAAGGAUUCGAUACAUCUACCUCUGCGAGAGGCGUAUGCGAUACAUGGGAUGGCCAACGAGGGCUACCUAAAGGAUUUGUAG